Molecule: messenger RNA, 1455 nt
Organism: Hemibagrus wyckioides
Lineage: Eukaryota; Metazoa; Chordata; Actinopteri; Siluriformes; Bagridae
Exons: 6
Coding region: 20-1108 (362 amino acids)
Biological process (GO): response to bacterium
Source: RefSeq, a predicted model, not a curated record
ACCUGACACAGCCAGUCAGAUGAAGCCGUUAUUACAAAAGACUUUCCACUUUCGUCAUUUGGCUACUUUUCCGCAGCUUGACUUGACUAUGAUUUCACCUAUGAAGAUGACACCGCUGUGGAUACUUAUCUUAUAUCUGAACACAAUAACUCCAGCCCAAGCUGCGGAUUUUUCUGGACCAUUGUUUCUUUCCGUGAAAUCUGGGGAACAUAUUACUCUUAACUGCCCAUUUGGACCCCUUCAAACAUCUGUGUUCUGGUACAAACAAAGAGCUGGAGAAAUGCCUAAAAAAAUAGGAAAAAGAUUAGCGUAUAAGGAUAUCGACAUUUCUCCUGAGUUCAAGAUGUUAGGAUUUAAAUUCGAGAUGACCGACGGAGAAAACAUUUCUCUGACAAUUCCACAUUUAAAAAAAGAAGACGGAGGACUUUACUACUGUGGAAAAAGUUUCAUGGACAAUUUUAUAUUAGCCAGAGGAACGUACUUGACUGUAACAGAUAACAGAGAUGUAAAUUUCAUGGUGUUGCAGCGCGGCGUGUUGGACUCAGGAGCCUCAGUGACUCUGCAGUGCUCGGUUCUCUCUGAGAGCAGAGCAGCAGAACUCCAAGUGCUCUGGUUCAGAGCUGCUCCACCACAAUCCCAUCCUCAAAUCAUUUACACUCAUCACAACAGCAGCCAUCAGUGUGAGAGCGGCUCUUCUACACACACCUGUGUGUACAACUUCACCAAGAACAUCCUCAGCCUCAAUGAUACUGGAACUUACUACUGCGCUGUGGCCCUGUGUGGGAAGAUCAUAUUUGGGAACGGGACACAAGUACAGCUGGCUUCAGUAAAAUCUGAAGACCCUGUAGUGAUCUGCCUUGCUGUAGCUUUGGGAGUGUGCGUGGUUGUGAUCUUUGCUCAUAUCACAACCUGUACAUGGAGAAACUGUGAAUAUUUCACUGUUAAAACUUACGAUUCAGUUAAAAAUACGAUGAAGGAAGCAGCAAAUCAGAACCGUGAUGCCAUGGAGCUGAGUUUUGCUGCUUCACACGUCAAUAAAAGACAAAGAAAGACAGAGCGAGCUCAAGAUAACGUGUAUACUGAAGUGAUUUACUCUUCUGUUUCCUAGAUCUUAUGUUAUCUUCAUGUCCUUCUGGGUUUCCUCCAAGUUCCUUGUUUUCUCUGACCUUCCAAAAACAUUGUAGUAGGUGAACUGGUGAAAAUAAUUUGUCUGUAGGUGUGUGUGUGUGAUUGUCUGAAUGUGUAUAUUCAUGGUGUCCAUGUUUUGAAGAUCAUCUUGUUGCAUGAAGACAUUAAAGUUCCAUUUGUCUGAUUUCUGUGAUCGUUGCCUUUUAGUCAUGACUAAAUUUAAAUGUAUCCUAGAAACAUGUCUGAUACAGUAUUUAGGUCUGAUUUAACAUUUAACAACAUGUCCUCGUGACUAUAAAGGAAACCUAGCUAAAAGUUUGUAAAUAU